UCGACUAAACGACAACGAGCAUGUGCAGUUUUAUUUUCCACGUUUCCUAAACUCAACCGGUAAACGUUACGGUCUGUACUGUCUAUUCGAGCGGCGACGAAACAUGCGCCAUGUUGUCAAGCCAGAUGUAUCGUUAUGUUGGUGCCUUCCUGGCUUUCGCCGCCGUCAUACUGUUGGCGGGAUGGGUGUGGAAUGACUCUACCACUACCGACGUGCCGGUAGUCGAGAAAGACGCAGUUAGGAAAGAUGAAGAAACGACACUUCCUGCUGACGUCAAGGAUGUGGAAGUGGAAGCGGAUAUGCGCGCGGAUGCGGAUGCGGAGAUGCGUGCCGAUGCAGAUACACGUGCGGAUGCGGAUACACGUGUAGAUGCGGAUACACGUGUAGAUGCAGAUACACGUGUAGAUGCGGAUACACGUGCGGAUGCGGAUACACGCGCAGAUGCGGAUACACGUGCGGAUGCGGAUAGAGAUGCGGAUCUUCCACUGUUACUGUGGUGGGAUCCCGUGCACGGCACCACAGACCACAAGCUGGAGUGUGGCGACGUGUCGUGCUUCGUGUCCGUCGACAGGUCCAGACUGACGGAGAAGGAGCUUAUGGGGGUUAUGUUUUACGGCUCCCGGUUUGCGGAAGAAGGCCUCCCAAUGACCCGGAAGCCAGGUCACAUAUGGGCGGUGAUCCACGAGGAGUCCCCGAAGAACAACCAGUACAUUUUCCAGAUGAAGUACGUCGCUGAGCUGUUCAACUUCUCCUCCACCUACAAGAGGCAGUCCCACUACCCGGUCCCCACCAUGUGGCUCGAGAACCCGGACCACGUCACCGACACCACGUACGUUGUUCCGCUGGCCGAGAAGAACCGCCUGCGGAAAGAGGGCCUGGCACCAAUCGUGUUCGUGCAGAGCGACUGCAACACGCCCUCCGAUAGGUCGCACUUCGUCGAGAUGUUGAUGAAACACGUGGACGUCGACUCUUACGGCGCAUGCGUCAACAACAAAAAGUUACCGGAGAAUUUGUCAUUUGCUACAUCGAUGGCGCCAAUGGACUCACCCGAAUUUUACAAACUUCUAGCCCAGUACAAGUUUGCCAUUGCCAUAGAGAAUGCUGUUUGUGACGAUUACAUAACAGAGAAAUUCUGGAGGUCCAUUCAGCUCGGAAACAUUCCAAUCGUGUUCGGAUCACCAAAAAUAAAAGAUUUUCUGCCAGCUAACAAAUCUGCUAUCGUCGUCAACGACUUCAAGUCCCUGAAGGACCUGGCCAGCCGCAUCAGGCAUCUGGACGGCAACGACGCCGAGUACGAGCAGUACCUCCAGUACAAGGCAGACGGCAUCACCAACAAAGUGCUCCUCAAGGAGCUGGAGGGGCGCGAGUGGGGUCAGGGCAAACAGUACGGCAUGUUCGACGCUAUUCAGUGUCGUCUGUGCGAAAAACUCCACAAGCUGCACAGGCUGGCCGAGCAAGGGAAACCGCUGCCAGUUUGGAGGACGAAAUUCGACCAUUUCAGUUGUCCCAAAGUGAAGGAUUUCGAUUCGGAGGGACAGUACGUGCUGGAGAGCAAGUUCUACAGCGGAGACUGGGAUUUCGCCGACUACUACGCCAAGGGCAUCGUGCAUUUUCUAGAGAAGGGAGUGAACGCGACGCGGCAAGACCUGCACAACUACGCCCGAGAGUUAGAGACAAACAGACAGCCAAAAGACGAAUUGUAAACCAAAGAGUAGAAUAGUUUAUUUUGGUUUUUAUAUAUGAGACGUCUGUCGUUAGUUCCACCUUACAUCCAUAAUAGAAAUAAUUACAUUUUUUUUUAUUUGAACAAACAUCACUAAGACAUGAUAAGGUGAUGUUAUUAUUAAAAAACCAAAAAAAAUAAAAACACUGGCGUAGGAAGCGGAGGGUGGUUGGUGGGGGUGAGGGGCUUGUGUCCCCCACUGUAGUAAAUUCAAUAGCUACGAAAAGAUACGCUCCCUGUGGGAAGGACUAUAGACAAGGUGAUGUUUAAAGAAAAAGAAAUUGAACACCACUUAGGCAUAAUCAAAUGACCUACUUUUCAGAUUUGGAGAGUAUCCAGUUACGAUAAGGUGAUCUAUUUUUGAUUCGAAUGAGCGAAACCCAGUCAUAAUUAUUUGGUUUGGUAAGGUGAUCUAUUUUUAGAUUUGUACAAGAUACCCAAUCAAGAUAAGGUGAUCUAUUUUUAGAUUUGUACACGAUGCCCAUUCAAGAUAAGGUGAUCUAUUUUUAGAUUUAUACAAGAUGCCCAUUCAAGAUAAGGCGAUCUAUUUUUAGAUUUGUACAAGACACCCGAUCAAGAUAAGGCGAUCUAUUUUUAGAUUUGUACUAAUUUUUUUUAGAUGAUAAUAACCUUACAGUCGUGAGGUUAUCAAUCUUUAGAUUAGAAAACAAAAUCAACAUCUGUAAUCAUUGUUAAUCCGACUGGGUUUUUAAAAAUUAUUAUUUAAAAAAUUAUUAUUAAUAAACAAAUUGUAUUAACAAACAACAUCUAUAAUCUAAUCUUACUUUUAUGAUUGUUAAUUCGAUCGUAUAGUCGUUGUAAGGUUUCUAUUUUCAGAUUUUAACAAACCACAUCUAUGAUUGUUAGUUUGACGUCUUUGACGUUAAUUAAAGCCAUAAUACAGUGCUAUAUGUUCAGAAUUUGAUGAACAUGUGUUAAGCUAUAUUAAAAUCAUAUAGCCAAUAUAUUGUUUGAUAGAUAUUUGGGCACUAUUGAAACAAAGCUCAUUAAUACUGAAAAAAAACCCGCAGCACAAAACCACGAUUAUUUUGAAAGGGAUGGCCCAAACAUGUUUAAAACCUCAAUUCAUAGGCCUCUGUUUUUUGACUCUCAGACAACUUGGACCAAACUUACAAAGCCUGGUUUUACCUUACUCGUGUAAACACAUAUUUGUCCGCGUUUAAGAAAAACAGUCUUCGUAAAUUCGGCCCCUUGUAUUCCAAUGUCUGUUAUUGUUCCUGUUUCCAGUAAAUACCCUGCCUCUUAUUUCGAGUAGGCUUUAGGAAUAUUAAAUUUUUUUUUUUUACCCUCUAUGCUGCUGUCUGUUAAUUUGUCACGUGUAACAGUCUGUUAAUUUGUCACGUGUAACAGUCUGUUAAUUUGUCACGUGUAACAGUCUGUUAAUUUGUCACGUGUAACAGUCUGUUAAUUUGUCACGUGUAACAGUCUGUUAAUUUGUCACGUGUAACAAUCCUUGGUGCUAAGUUACAAAUAUUAUAAUAGCACCAUUGUAGUUUGGUAUCUUAAGGCUGGGAGGUACUGGGUUCGCAUCCCGGUACCGGCUCCUACCCAGAGCGAGUUUAACGACUCUGUGUAAGAUCACUACACCGACUUCUCUCUAACAACUAACCCACUGUCCUGGACAGACAGUCCAGAUAGCUGAGGUGUGCCUCAAGAACAGCGUGCUUGAACCUUAAUUGGAUAUCAGUACGAACAUAAAUAUAAAUGCAAUGAUAUCUUAGUUGUUAGGGGUCGUGUGUUUCAUAGCUCAAACUCUGACAAAUUCAAAGCGUUUUUAUAAAGCUAUCCCACACCCCAGCCUCUGUAUCUAAACCUCCCCAACCCCCAACCCCCCAAAAAAAAACACAAUCCCCCUCCCCCCCCCCAAAAAAAAAAGAGUAAAUAAAUAAAAAAAUAAAUAAUAAAAAACACGUUUACCGUUACCCAAAACUUGACCACUAUUUAAAACAUCGGCCUUUACUUAAAAAUUUACAGUACUUAUUUAGAGGUGGGUGUAUUUCGAUGAGUAGUUUCGAACGUUACAUUACAUUUGUUUUUGUUGCAUUGUUUAUUGCAAUAAACCAUUUUAAAAUUUA
Messenger RNA from Gigantopelta aegis, 3819 nucleotides. Its product is annotated as alpha-(1,3)-fucosyltransferase 10-like. NCBI's taxonomy places the organism in Eukaryota, Metazoa, Mollusca, Gastropoda, Neomphalida, Peltospiridae. The record is from RefSeq and is a predicted model, not a curated record. The transcript is spliced from 6 exons. Gene Ontology annotation, molecular function: alpha-(1->3)-fucosyltransferase activity. Gene Ontology annotation, cellular component: membrane. The coding region runs from base 111 to 1703 and encodes 530 amino acids.